GUUACGCUCGUUUAAAUACGACUGCUGUUCUAGGAUGUUGGUUUAUUGAGCAGCUAGGCAACAGUGUAACAGCAUAGAUGUCCGAUUAUAAAUUGUUUUACAUGAGCGGCGGUCAUCGACAGAUGCAUCAGACUGAUGGCAGGUAACGUCAUCGGUCUGUCAGGUUGGAGAACAUGUAGAUCAGAGCUCUUGUAUAUCAUCAGAUCGUGAUUUGGCGCUUGUGUGGUUGAGUAACCAGUCCUGCUGCAUUGAAACGCUCGGUGCUAAACGGAUUUAUGGUUCGUGCUUUCAGAUACUUACAAUAACAAUGAUCUGUCUGUGAAAGAUGUGCAUUAUGUCUUCAUCGGUGGAGGUACUGAGCAUCAGAUCAGGUACUUUUUGAUAUUUCUGCAGAUGUCUCUUCAUAUAUUUUCAAAACAUGAUUGGCUCACCAGAUGUGGUGGCAUUUACCAAAGAAGAUGACUUUGGGGGUUUAUUCUCUGAUCCAUGGUCGCUUCCAGAGGAGUUUUCGGUGCCUUUGUUUACCCAUGCUGCCAAUGCAAAUCCCUGGACGAAGACAUCCUAUGCAAAAUUCUCUAAAGAUUUCGUUCUCAUCUCUGAGUUUUCUGAGCAGGUGGGUCCACAGCCAUUAAUCACCAUUCCCAAUGACCCCAAAGUGUGUGGGGCAUUUGACCUCAACUACUUCUCCCUCCGUAUCAUGUCUGUGGACUACCAGGCUUCUUUUGUUGGACACCCUCCUGGUAGUAACUACCCAAAACUAAAUUUUGUGGAGGACUCAAAAGUCGUCCUUGGAGAUUCCAAGGAAGGGGCGUUUGCCUACGUCCAUCAUCUGACCCUGUAUGAUUUGGAGGCCCGUGGGUUUGUACGCCCCUUUUGCAUGGCCUACAUUUCAACAGAUGAGCGAAAGAUCAUGCAGCAGUUUCAAGAACUGUCAUUGGAGUUCUCCAAGGCUUCAGAAUGUCUCAAAUCAGGAAACCGGAAAGCUUUUGCGAACGAACUGGAAAAGAAACUGAAAGAUUUGGAGUACACCAGAUCAGUGCUGCAUAAAGAGGAAGAGCUGCAGAAAAUGAACAACGGAUGUUAUUCAACACAAACUAUCGAGAAGGCGAAUGAAUUGGCAAAUGUUGAGAAGUCAAUCUAUGAACAUAAAGACCUGCUGAGGCAAAUCACAUCUUAUCCUUCAAGGAAAAGGAAAGACAUAGAUUUUGUGCAAUAUGAUGCAAAUAUACCAGCUGACACCAGUGUAUUGGAUGAUGAUACACUAACUAGUAAUCAUUCCAAAAAAGCAGAUAAGACUGUGGCGAUAGAAAGUGAUGGGCCUAGUAGGAAGUCUUCAUAUAUGCCUCAGCUAAUUAAUGCUAAAUCUGCCAAGUGCUUUGCUAAACGUUUGAAAACGCUUGAAGAGCUCUGCAAUACACACUUUUUUAACCAAACUCUAGAGCAACUAAACUCAAUUGAGAAGUCAUUCCGAGGAGAUCUCUGCUUCAUUUACACCAGCCAGAUUAACAGAGCUCUUCUGAACAAACAGAGAGUGUCUAGUUUUAUUUUUGAAGCAGAACGAGACCGGGAUGAAGAAGGACUCUCAAAAAGUUUCAAUACGAGUACAAACAACCCUCUAGUCCCUGUUCUGAACUUUUCUGGCGAGCCACUCAGUCUUGAUUCCUACACCACCUGCGUUGACGUAGAUUUUCUGAAGCCAGGUGUGGAAUUAAUGGAAGGGUUUUCUGAGUCCAGUACAUCUGACAUCACACAGGAAACCUCUGAGGUGGUCGAUAUGGAGACCAAAGGGAGUUUUAGUAGUGACCAGAGCAUUGAGGGGCUUUUAGGUGUUAGUCCUUCCAUUCUGCAGCCCAAUUACUUUGAAGGCCUUAAAAGAAAUAGUAAGGCAUCUUCAUCUGAGGACCAAAACAUGACCAACUCCAUAGCAAUUCCACAUGGGACAUCAGGGGGGAAUUCUUUAGAGGUUUUUGAAACUGGAAAUCUCAUCGCAAUGGACACGGCAUGCUGUAUCGGACAGGAGCGUUUUACUUAUAAGGAACUGUUACCAGAACUUGCACAGGAAUGUUGUGGGGACACAGUGGUGAACCAAGAACCCUUGUCCCUUCUUCAAGGAGAUCCUGCUUUACACGUGGACUACAUCUUAGAAGAUUCAGCCCCCAGUGUGCAACUGCAUUCUUCUGAGCUAAACACUAGUGCUCUCUCUGAAGAGGUGGUGAGAAUUAACAUUGGAGACGCCUCCGAUUCUACUAGUUACAUGAGUGCCUCUACCAGUUCUGAUAGAGCAGCGUCUCCGUUCACCUACAGCAGUGCGUUAACUGUGAAGCAGAAGAAGAAGGCUGGUCAUAGUGCUCUAAGAUUCAUCAGGCAAUAUCCAUUCUCUCAGCAAGCCAUUUUUUGCCUACUGAGUGGCCGAACACUAGUCAUUUUUGGGGUGGAUGAAUGCACAGUGAGGAAGUUGGUCAGUGCUUUGUUAAUUUUUGUGCCCAACCUAGGCAAAUAUGGCGAAACCGUCCAGCCGUGGCUGUCAAUGCCAUUUCAGCUUACCGACCUGCACAGAUGGAAACUCAUUGGAUUGCAGAGAGCUGCCUCUCCUGUGGGAUACAGCAUACUUCACUCUUUGAAUCGAUUCAGUCGUUACAUAAGCAUUUUGGACAGUGACAAUAAGACCCUUCGAUGUCCGCCAUACAAAGGAACGCUAAUAAGCCAUAUGGCAGACCACAGGACUCAAAUUAAGCGUGGCAGCACCUACUUCCUCCAUGUUCAGAGUAUGUUGACUCAGCUCACAGCAAAGGCCUUCCUUUUCACAUUCUGUCACCACAUUCACCUUCCCAUGGACAUCAACGACCAGGGCUCAGUCAUGUCACGCAGGACUAAUUUCUUGUUGCAGCUUGGAUACACUGUGGAAGAGAGCAAAAUCGUCCAGUACCUGAGUGAGCUAAUCAAGCAACAUUAUGUUCAGGGGCCCUCAAAUGGGGUUAACCAUUCAUUCUUCUCUUUUAACUACACCACCAGCUAUUUGUACAAAAUCUGAAUGUGAACAUUUUAUUACUGUUUAAUGUUAAAGAAAUAGUUCACUCAAAAUUAAAAAGAAAUUCUUAACAAGGUUUACUUGCCAUACGAUGUUAUUAGUGACUCUGGUCUGUCAAGCUCAAAAAAGGACAGAAAAACACUAUAAAACCACAGUAAAAGUAAUUUAUACAACUCAUGCAGUAUACUCCAAGUGUUUUGAAGGAAUAUGAUAAUUUUGUGAUGAAUAAAUUAAAUUCAAGUUGUUAUUCACUGUCAAAUCAAUUCAUAUUAAUAAAGCGCUUAAAUCAAAUAUGGCGACUACACCGACAACAUCAAACUUCAUUGGUUCUCAUCAUGUUUUGUGACCAAACAUGCAAAAUUAUGUCAUUGCCUUUGGUCACAAGACACAAUUAGAAAAAAAUGAGGUGAAUUUAGUUUUUUUUUUUGGGUCGUCUUGCAAGUCAUUAUUCACUUACAGUAAGGCGAGUAAACCCUAAGAAGACCUUUUUAAAAAUGUAUCCUUUGUGUUUCAUGGAAGGACAAAAUGUCAUGUGGGUGUGGAGCUACAUUAGGUUGAGUGAAUUAUGACAGUUUUCAUUUUUGGGUGAACUGUUCCUUUCAGUCUCUAAUUCCCAUUAACCCCAGCUAAAAUCAAGAGAUCAAUGUAUUGAAUGUAAUUUUUGCUUAUUUUUUUUGUGAAAAUUCCCAUGACAUUCCGAGAAGUGGAGGGCUGAACGUCCGGUGUUACUAAUGGGGUCUUGAAUAUUUGUUUAGUGGAGUGGUUACA
This is a messenger RNA of Myxocyprinus asiaticus (Chinese sucker), 3796 nucleotides long. Its product is annotated as guanine nucleotide exchange protein smcr8a-like. NCBI's taxonomy places the organism in Eukaryota, Metazoa, Chordata, Actinopteri, Cypriniformes, Catostomidae. Gene Ontology annotation, molecular function: GTPase activator activity. Gene Ontology annotation, cellular component: guanyl-nucleotide exchange factor complex. Bases 419 to 3031 code for a protein of 870 amino acids. The transcript has 2 exons. The record is from RefSeq and is a predicted model, not a curated record.